AUGGAGGUACGCACCGACAUGUACAACACCAACCCGGACGGCUCCAAGGACUACCUCUCCGUCGGCCAGGCCCCCGUCCCGACGAUCUACGCCUUUUUCGCGCUCGGCUACGUCGCCUUCCUGGCCGCCUGGCUCUACCUCACCCUCUACCACAACCGCCUCUCGGCGCACCGCAUCCACCACCUCAUGUCCUGCCUGCUCCUCGCCCGUAUGCUCUACUGCAUCUCGGCCGCCGAGGACCAGCACUACAUCCGCGUCGCUGGAUCUUCCCAUGGGUGGGACGUCAUGUUCUAUCUCUUCCAGCUUGUUAAGGGUGUGAUCUUGUUCGCGGUGAUCGCGCUGAUUGGUACCGGGUGGUCGUUCCUCAAGCCCUUCCUGCAGGACAAGGAGAAGAAGGUGCUCAUGGUGGUGAUCCCGUUGCAGGUUGCAGCUAACAUUGCUGCAGCUGUCGUUGGUGAGACCGGGCAAUACUUGCAAGCAUGGGUGACAUGGAACCAGAUCUUCUUGUUUGUUGAUGUAGCCUGCUGCUGCGCGGUGCUCUUCCCAGUUGUGUGGUCGAUGCGAUCGCUGCGAGAGUCAUCCAAGACAGAUGGCAAGGCUGCCCGAACCCUCGCCAAGCUCACGCUCUUCCGCCAGUUCUACGUCGUCGUGAUUGGAUACUUGUACUUCACAAGGAUCAUUGUCUAUGCGCUCAAGACAAUCACCAACUACAAGUACAGAUGGGUGAGUGUUGCGGCAGAGGAGGUGGCCACCAUGGCAUUCUACAUGUUCAUGUUCUACAUGUUCAAGCCGGCUGAGAGGAAUUCGAGCUCUAGAGUGUUGCGAGGGGAUACAUGA
This is a messenger RNA of Triticum turgidum subsp. durum (durum wheat), 837 nucleotides long. The record is from the annotation of a GenBank genome assembly. NCBI's taxonomy places the organism in Eukaryota, Viridiplantae, Streptophyta, Magnoliopsida, Poales, Poaceae.